AUGGGCUUGAAUUCAUCCAAGACCCAUAGGAAGGUCACCAAAGUGACACCAAUGCCAUGCAAAGAAAGAGAACCACAACAGCCUGGUAGUGUGACAGUUUAUUCGUUCCAGUCCCCGCCAAGCUCAUUUGUUUCCUCAUCAGGGAGAAAUCCAGUUCUGGAAAGACAACUUCCACCUUUGCGGGAGACAUGCUAUGGAAGAUAUCCCACAGUGCCCAGGCCAAAUCUGUUAGACCACACGCAAGGAGGAGGAGGAGGAGGAGGAGGAGGAGAAAGAAGCAUCAUCAAGCAACAUCCACCUCGAAGGCUUCAGAAAUUGGAGCCAUUUAUUCUUGCAGACAACAUUCCUGCAUCCAAAUACCUGAACUUGCAGGGUGGGACACUGACACAGCAGGAAAAGGAACUAGGGAGAGGAGAGCAAGUUGCCAAGCACCCUGUUGGAAGAAGGCAGUAUUUACUCCAGAUGAAAAUGCUUGAAAUAAGAAAAGAGGCAGAACUGAAAAAGCGUCUGCAACAGGAGGCUAGGUUUAAUAAGCCAAAAACGAGGGAUCUUCAUUUGCUGGGCACUCUUGAGUAUAUGCAGGGAACUCGAAGUUCUGAUGAGGAAGAGCAACACUCUACUGAGCAUGAGCAAACAUUUAAUGGAAGCCAUGGUAAGUAUCAUCAAGGCAAUCGAUUUUCAUGCCAAUGUGAUCAGGGAUGUGGAGAUUUGUGGCACAGAGAAUUUCUUAAAGAGUCUGGGUCACCUAAAUCCCAUCUAAACCAGAGGGACAAAGUGGAAACAUGGCUGUUGAAGCAACAAGCAACAAUGGAGUCAUCUUCAGAUGCUUCAAGCAUUGACACCAAUAACUGGAGUGACUGCAAUGACAACUUUAGGAAACCUUAUCGGAGGCCUGCCUUAGUGAGAACUAAGACAGAAAGGAUGACCCUUUUUGAUGAUUUUUUUGAUAAAGAACUCUAA
Messenger RNA from Protobothrops mucrosquamatus (brown spotted pit viper), 960 nucleotides. It is a transcript of the gene CCDC198, whose product is annotated as coiled-coil domain containing 198. Lineage: Eukaryota; Metazoa; Chordata; Lepidosauria; Squamata; Viperidae. The record is from RefSeq and is a predicted model, not a curated record. The transcript has 7 exons. The coding region runs from base 1 to 960 and encodes 319 amino acids.